CGUCACACUUCCAUUCCGGAAGUGUGACUUAGGUUUUUGGUCAUUACAACUUGAGAAGCAUCAGAGGACUGAUCGAAAGCUUGUUGGUAAGCGCUUUAUUUUGUGCACGGAUAUAGUGUUAAAAUUGUAACAUAAUGUUUACUACCGUCACAGAUGAACUUACAUUCAAUAUUUAAGAAAUAUUAAGUUUUCAGAUUUCCUUGGCACAUUUCAUGCAACAAAUCAAUAUUUAGCAUGGUCCAUGAUUAGCAAAGCCCCCAUUUUGAUUAAUUGUGUACGUAUUAUACAAUAUAACCACGUAUUGUCACUGAAAUUUGAUGCCCAUCGUUUAUUUGUCGGGAGAGUGAAAAUUUGUCAACGGGAAGUGUUGCCAUUUUUUUUUCAAAUUGGGAAAAAAGGACAGAAUCCGAGAAGCAAGAAAUAAAAUUGGUGUGGCUUUAGCUGCUUUCUUCAUGUCCACAGGCUCAGGACAUGCUAGAAAUAGCCGGAGCCAAACCUCUGCUUGGAGAGUAACGCUAGGUAUGAAUCAGAAGAAGGCAACGACCUCCUUCAACCUCGGCAUGGAGGGUAGGUUACAUUAAGAUUUUAAAGUACGUUUUAUAUUGCUUUUUCGUAAAAGAAGAAAAUAACAUUUCCCUAGCAAGAAAAUCGAGAGAUCCGCCGUUUAGCCUGGUUGCAAGGUUGGAGCAAGUUGUUUAAGCUCAUUGGUCGAAUGUAGUCGUUGACAGACUCGAUGUGCCUGGAGACGUGUCCCAUCGAUAUCCAGAGGACUGAGAAGUUGCAGUGUUAAGUUUAGAUCCACUUGAUGUAAUGGCAGCCAGCUUCGAGUUUUAUUUCCUGUCUUGUUAUAUUUGACCAGUCGUUAAAGAUUAUCAAAUCGUUAUCAAAGACGUAAACAUAUCACAAUCAUUGCGCACUAGAUGUGAUAUACACAAGUGUCGCUUCUAUUGGCGGCCAGGGCAUUACUAUUACCAAGGAGGCUCUUUUCAACCUCCUUGAUAUUACAUAACUAUUACACAGGUUCCUCACGCGGUGCCUAGGGAAUUAAUUGUUUAUACGACCUUAUUUUAGGACCAGUGCCAAUUUUUAUGUUCAGGCCUUGUACACAGCCAAGUGUCAAGUCUACAGUUGACGUUCCCGCCCACCUUUGUGUUUGCUGUUUUCAUGGCCCGUCGACAUGCCUGCACCUCUAUAGCAACACGUUACGCACAAGGUCUUGAAUGAGGUGAACUUCGGCCCAAUGUGUUUUAUAGCCCUGUGUACCUACAGCAUUGCAGUUUUCGCACAGCGUCUACCACUAAGUGUGCCAUGAAGUCUCCAUCGAUUUAGCAUACCUGUCCCCAUUGAUUUAGAAUACCUGCCAGUAUUACACCCGACAUAGGGCCAUAUACGUAUGCGCAACCGUUGCGUUGGACGUUAGAUAUGCUUUCCAAGUACGAUAAGAGCGGUUUAUUGACAUUCCGUCGCACCUUAUUACUACAAUAUAUUUCCGGGUUCACACAAGCUUAAGGCCACGCACUUCAGUCAGAGUUUGGGCGUAAAUGAUUGGACGUACUACUGAUAUUUAGUACACGCAUUCGACGUUUGAACACUACUGUGCCGACUGAGAUGUCGUACAAAGAGACGGAGAGGGACGCCCUGAGCGAAUGUCUGCACACAGAAGGCGUCACGGAAGGCCCGCCACCACUGUCUGACGAGGAUUUACGUCUCGCUGCUACAUACGUGAAUGACGCUCGGAAUGGAAGUCGUGGGAACUUCAAGAACGAUCCCAAAUCUGUGAGGUUGUACAAUCUGUAUAACAGACCAACCUUCUUCUGGACAUCUCACAUUGCUGUCGGCGUCUUGCUGUCCCUUGUACUAUUCGAAGAUCCGGCUGUUCCGAAUAUCAGACUGGAUUAUUGGAUCACCAUGUGCGUGGAGCUGUUCUGCGUCUGCCUCAUCUUCAGCAGGAUGGCCCACCAGGGGCUCUUCUCGUCCGAACAGAACUUCUGGAGAAGCAAACGGCGACUUCCCGUCCUCGUCAUCUUACUGCUGACGUUAGUAGACAUGGUGCAGUACGUGAUCCUUCGUCAAAUCGGGGUGACGUCUGUCCGAUUCUCAAGACCUCUUCGACCUCUGCUGCUUCUCUGCAUGGAUAGAGCAAAACAGCUGCGCGCGGUGUUCAAGAACAUCCUGCUGACGCUUCCGGACAUCAUCACUGUCCUGACACUCUUCCUGCUCAGCGUCGCCUUCUUCGCCCUGAUGGCGCUCAAGAUAUUCCAGAACAGACAAGAUCUUGUGUACUACAGCGAUGGUCAUCCCUACAUGCAUAACUACCUGGACAACUUUUUCCAACUUUACGUGCUUGUCACAACUGCCAACUUUCCAGACGUCAUGAUGCCUGCGUUCGACUACAACCCCUGGUUUACACUGUUCUUCAUCAUCUACCUCAUCAUAUGUCUGUAUCUCUUCAUGAGCAUCUGUCUGGCCACCAUCUACAACAACUUCAAGGAGCAUCUUAAGGAGUACGUCGAAGACUCGGUUCGAGAAAAGCAGAACAACCUCCAGCUGGCGUUCGACAUCCUGAAAGUUGAAACGCGACAGGGAGGAGAACUUCUCCCCAAAAGCCGCUGGAUGUCACUGAUGAGGGCGGUCAAACCCAGUCGGCUGGACAUAGAACACUCUCUUCUCUGGGACGUCCUGGCUAACGAUCAUGCUGGAUACAUUAGUGAGUCAUGCAUGGAAAAUUUGAGCACGUCAAAAUGCUGCUCUAAAGAUAUGGUGACACAAAUAUCCUCUGGCUAGCAUAUCCAAGCAUGCUUCUCUGCGCGAGGAACGACGGUGUUGAUAAACUAAGUUAUGAUAUACUGUGCUGAUAUUUUGCUGCAGACAACAAGAUAUGUUUGAAGAUUGAAUAUGUGU
This is a messenger RNA of Branchiostoma floridae (Florida lancelet), 2901 nucleotides long. Its product is annotated as two pore calcium channel protein 1-like. Bases 1609 to 2784 code for a protein of 391 amino acids. Gene Ontology annotation, cellular component: membrane. The transcript is spliced from 9 exons. The record is from RefSeq and is a predicted model, not a curated record. Lineage: Eukaryota; Metazoa; Chordata; Leptocardii; Amphioxiformes; Branchiostomatidae. Gene Ontology annotation, biological process: transmembrane transport; monoatomic ion transport. Gene Ontology annotation, molecular function: monoatomic ion channel activity.